Aspergillus novofumigatus IBT 16806 is the source of this 153-nucleotide messenger RNA. RefSeq names its product NADH dehydrogenase [ubiquinone] 1 alpha subcomplex subunit 1. NCBI's taxonomy places the organism in Eukaryota, Fungi, Ascomycota, Eurotiomycetes, Eurotiales, Aspergillaceae. Bases 1 to 153 code for a protein of 50 amino acids. The record is from RefSeq and is a predicted model, not a curated record. The transcript is spliced from 3 exons.
AUGGGUGUCCCUUUCGAAGCCCUCAUCCCCUAUGGGAUCAUCAUCGCUAUGUUCGGCGUGACCGGUGCCGGCCUCACUGCUGCUAAGUACUUGGGAAACGAAGGGAAAAAGGCGCGGUGGAACAAGGAUCUGUGGGACAGACAAAGUGCGUGA